AUGGAGGAACAAAAUAAUAGCCACAUUAGAUUACUAAACAAUUGGCCCCAAGUAGAAAGGAGCAUACAAACCAGUCCAGCAACGGUACCAAUAGAAAUGGUUUACCAAGGGGAGAAUUACCCAGUCGGAGAAAUUCAAAACUAUAAACAUGUACUUAGUGGAAAAACACUGCAAGAAAAAAAAGAGGUGGAAAAAUUGAAUUCGGAUUAUUAUGAAGAUUUAAGAAAAGCUGCAGAGUGUCAUAGGCAAGUUAGGAAAUACAUACAGACGUAUAUCCAACCGGGAAGAAAAAUGAUUGACAUAGUAAAAGAGACAGAGAAAAAAACGAAAGAGUUGAUUUUAUCUCAUAAAUUAAAUUGUGGAUGGGGAUUUCCAACAGGGUGCUCAUUAAAUCAUUGCGCAGCUCAUUACACUCCAAAUUAUGGAGAUGAAACUGUUUUAAAAUAUGAUGAUGUAUGCAAGUUAGAUUUUGGAGUACAUGUUAAUGGUUACAUAAUCGACUGUGCUUUUACCAUUGCCUUUAACGAAAAGUACGAUAAUCUUAUUAAGGCUACUCAAGAUGGAACAAACACAGGUAUUAGAGAGGCAGGAAUUGAUGCCAGAAUGUGUGACAUAGGAGAAGCAAUUCAAGAAGCUAUUGAGUCAUACGAACUGGAAUUAAACCAAAAGACUUAUCCCAUUAAAGCCAUUUCAAAUCUCAGAGGACACUCCAUUAAUAAGUAUAUUAUUCAUGGGGGGAAGUGUGUCCCCAUUGUCAAACAGAAAGAAAAAAAUGAAAUAAUGGAAGAAGGAGAACUAUUUGCCAUCGAAACCUUUGCGUCUACUGGAAAGGGUUAUGUUACUCACGACAAUGAGUGUUCCCAUUACAUGAGAAAUCCAGACAAACAAUUUGUUCCCAUUAGAUUAAAUUCUGCAAAGACACUCUUAAAAGUUAUUAAUGAUAAUUUUGAUACCCUCCCAUUUUGUCAUAGAUGGUUGGAUGACUUGGGACAAAAGAGGCAUUUUAUGGCCCUAAAAACGCUCGUAGAUUUAAACAUCGUGGAGGCAUAUCCCCCUCUUUGUGAUGUGAAGAACUCCUUUACGUCUCAAAUGGAGCACACCAUUUUGCUGCGCCCGACA
Molecule: messenger RNA, 1119 nt
Organism: Plasmodium cynomolgi strain B
Lineage: Eukaryota; Apicomplexa; Aconoidasida; Haemosporida; Plasmodiidae
Product: methionine aminopeptidase type II
Exons: 1
Biological process (GO): proteolysis
Molecular function (GO): metalloaminopeptidase activity
Source: RefSeq, a predicted model, not a curated record